Molecule: messenger RNA, 2295 nt
Organism: Aspergillus glaucus CBS 516.65
Lineage: Eukaryota; Fungi; Ascomycota; Eurotiomycetes; Eurotiales; Aspergillaceae
Exons: 5
Coding region: 1-2295 (764 amino acids)
Biological process (GO): positive regulation of transcription by RNA polymerase II
Cellular component (GO): nucleus
Molecular function (GO): zinc ion binding; DNA-binding transcription factor activity, RNA polymerase II-specific; transcription cis-regulatory region binding
Source: RefSeq, a predicted model, not a curated record
AUGCGAUCGCGCACAGGCUGCUUGACCUGUCGGGCUAGGAAAUUAAAAUGCGACGAGCAAAAACCGCAGUGUUCGCAGUGUCGCAAAGGAAGCCGCGAGUGUCGACCGAGCGAAGGCAUUAUCUUUCGACAUCAGCAGAAUGCGUCGAUGAAUAAGGAUGCCGAGGAGGCUUCGUCGAGUGGUCGCGGGAAUCUGAGAGGAUUUUAUUCGUAUAAAAACACGUUUGACAAGGAUAGUGUGUGGCUGGAUAUCCCGAAGCAGGUGGUUUUCGUCGACAACUCAGAUCCGUAUAACGACGAUCUCGAAGCGACGCUGCACGAGUCCGAAGCCGCAAUAUUGGCUGCGAAUGCGCAGAGUCAAAAUUGGAAUGGGAAUAGCGAUAUCCGUGAUGGAGAGGUACAAGGCUUGGAGGCUUUAUCGACGGCGGCUGCCCACGAUCGGUUUUCGUUUCCUUUAAGUGAUCAGACUCACCCGUCCAUAUCGGACAGUUCUCCCUUUACUGCCAUUUCACCACCUAUCUCUCCUGGACCCUCUCCCGGCCGAACGCGCUCGAUCCCGCCGCAUGCCUCGCCUCCGGUCUCAAUCUCGUCGAAUCCAACCUCCAACCAUAACAACAAUAUCGACUUUCUCCUCAACCCGUCUCACUCGUUAUCUCCACCUAUCGACCCGAGUAUCCAGCAACCAGCCAGGAGCUCCUCAAUAUCCGCAAGAUCAGACGCAUCGCGACUACCCGCAGAAUCGAACGGCGUGCACGCCGAAUCCGACCACGAAGUCGCCUUUCUCUUAAGACACUAUGCAGAAGCGCCGGGCCUGUGGAUGGACCUCUUCGACCUGGGGACAUACUUCGCGUCAUAUGUCCCCAUCAGAGCCCUCACUAAUCCUCUCCUGAAAUAUGCUGCAUGCGCAUUCUCCGCAAAACAACUGGGCCGGGUUAAAGGCGCGAAAGCACCUGUAGGCGGUGUCACUUCGAAACAAUCAGCGAUGGAAAGCUGGCCGGACAUGCAAAAUGUAGACUGGUAUUGGUAUGGUGCGAAGUAUUAUGACAAGGCCAUCCAGCUUUUGAUGAAGGAGUUGCAGCCUGAUAAGGGGCCUCCACCGUUGAGUACACCAGAGGCGUUUGGACAGUGGCAGGCAGCCGAGCUUUGCGAGGAUAAUGAUGAGAACCCGCGCAAGCGUCGACGGCGCCACACGAGUAGUCGUCUUUCGAACGGGGUUCAUUCGGAUGAGGUGUUGACCGCCACGGCGAUUCUGUCGGUUUAUGAGUUUCUCGAUGCCACGCCGGCGUGGAAUAGGCAUUUGAGUGGGGUUAAGUCGCUGCUUGACGUUGCUGAGGUUGGCGUGUUGCCAUUGGAACAGCAUCCCCUUGAUCCGUUUCAGGCACCGAAGAAAUCGGGGUUGUCGAAAGCAAGGAAAGCGAUAUUCUGGAACUUUGCACGCCAGGAUUAUCUUGCAGCUCUCAUCAACGAGGGCCACACAAGGUUAAACACCGAAGAUCUUGUCCUCUGGACAGAAGCCGGCCUCCAACUCGAUAACAUGGGCUUCGUACGCCCCAGCAACACAAGCGCAGCCGGCUACCCCGAAGGCAACGACGUAAUGAAAGAAGACCUAAUCUCCAAUGCCCUCAUCUGGAUCCUCUCCAAAAUCGUUAACUUCAUCAGCGCCGGCGACAACGUGCACCUCAACCAAAACGCAAUCGACACUGGCCCCCUUGGCAUCUCCCAACAAGUCCUCCUAGAACACUGGUACCGUCUCGAAGCGGAGCUCGACGCCUGGCACAACGGUCUCCCAGAUACCUUUCGCCCUUGCGCGCGGAUUGCUCCGUCCACGCUCCCGCACUACCGACCUGUCGACGAUGCCGACGCCGACGUGUCUUUCCUCCCAGAAAUCUGGCAUUGCAUGCCCAUGUGCUCCGCGACAAUGCAGCACUACCACAUGGCGCGCAUCCUCCUCCUAAUCAACAAACCGCACGACUCCACCAGCCGCCGGAGCACGAUCGCCAACCGACUAAACUCGUACCGUUCCAUCGAGAGCGAAAUCCGAUACCACAGUCGCGAGAUCCUGGGUAUAUCACUGGCGCGGCCGGAUAGUUCGGUACGGAUCCACUCGCUCCAGCCGCUGUUUGUUAGUGGGCAGUGUUUGACGGAGGCGAGGGAGAGGAGAUUGAUUGUUAGAUUGUUGAGGGAUGUUGAGAGGGAUCUUGGGUGGGCGACGGGGUAUCGGGUUAAGCAGUUGUUGAGGGAGUGGGGGUGGGGUGAGGAGGGUGGGAGUGAGGGGAUUGAGGAAGGUGUUUCGUGA